CACUAAUCCAUGCCUUCAAUCUCGCACAAACACAAUAAUCAUACUCAUGCCCCUCACUUGCAACUUAGUUGUCCACCAUAUAAAUAUGCACCUCGCUCACACUAAACAAAAACAAAUCCCAAGUUUCUUCUACUCUUUAGAAUAGAAUGGGUGUGGAAGAUGGUUCAUUUAGAAAGCCAGGUGCAGUUCCAUUCAAGUGGGAGAUAAAUCCUGGUGUACCAGUACACCACAACCAUCAUAACUACCAUAACCAUCACGACCACCAAGGACCACAGGUUCAGUCGCCGGAACCACCAUCGCCAAAGCUCAAGCCACCUCCGGCAGGGUUAUAUCCAUUUUCCUUGGCUGAGCGGCGGACCAGAUCCUUUCGGUCGAGUCCGAGAGUACGGUCCGACCGGUGGAGGUUCGACCGGUCGCUUAUUACCCGACCGGAAACCGUGUCGGCGGGGUGCUUCUUCUCGCCAUUGCUAAGGAGAUUGUCGAGCAAGAAGGCGGGUUCGAAACGGUUUGCGAAACCCGAUAAGGAAUCUCAAAGUGUUUCGGAGCUCGAGACGCUUUCGCGGUGGUCGUUAUCGUCGAGAAAGUCGUUAUCGCCGUUUCGGGUUUCGACGUCGUCGUCUUCGGUUGCAUCUUCGCCCCGACUCGUUGGUGAUGCUGAAUGGGCCGGGUUUGGGCUUUUCUGAGAAUGAUUUGGCCUUUUGAUCGAGUGAUAAGCUCGUUACACUUAAGCAAGUGUCAGAAGUUUAAAUUUCGCCGCCUUGUGCAUAUAAUAAUCUAUUAGCCAAUAAUAAAUUUUUAAAUGAAGCUUAUAUCCGUGACUAAAUUAGUAUUUAGUCGGUCAAACUGAAAGAUACUGUGAAUAAC
This is a messenger RNA of Arachis duranensis, 864 nucleotides long. RefSeq lists its product as uncharacterized. The transcript has a single exon. NCBI's taxonomy places the organism in Eukaryota, Viridiplantae, Streptophyta, Magnoliopsida, Fabales, Fabaceae. The coding region runs from base 147 to 683 and encodes 178 amino acids. The record is from RefSeq and is a predicted model, not a curated record.